Molecule: messenger RNA, 1772 nt
Organism: Anolis sagrei ordinatus
Lineage: Eukaryota; Metazoa; Chordata; Lepidosauria; Squamata; Anolidae
Gene: METTL17
Product: methyltransferase like 17
Biological process (GO): translation
Cellular component (GO): mitochondrial small ribosomal subunit
Molecular function (GO): structural constituent of ribosome; methyltransferase activity
Source: RefSeq, a predicted model, not a curated record
AGCGCUUUUGCGCCUGCGCAAGGGGGAAAACGAGACCUUCCCAACAUGGCGGCGCCCAGGCGUUUGUGGCGGGCAUGGGGUUCUUUCAACAGCAGCGUUCCUGGCACUGCUUUGGCUCUCAGGGGCCUGGCUACAGUCAUUCCCAAUGUCUCCAGGGUAGAUAACACAACAAGUUUCUUGGACAAACUCCCACACCGCAAGCACCCUGGCGUUGUCCACCUCAAAAAUAUCAGUCUUCCAUCAGAGUUGGUGGAAGCAGCUCGCUUUCUGGUAUCCGAAUCCUCCAUGCGCAACAUGGAAAAGCAAACAAAGGCCCUCAACAAUUAUCUCUGGAGCCGCAAGCGGCCCAUGGAAACAGUGGACCUGCGCAAGAAAGCAGAGCAGGUGGAGCGGCAGCUACGACAGGAGAUGGCCCACAUCCAUCAGAAAGACGCUUUGGACUCAUUGAGUGAAGUGGAUGAGAAGAAGUUGCAGAAAAAGGUCAUGAAUAUCAUCCGUAAGACAACUUACCACUGGGAGAAACUGGACUACACUGAAGAGCUCAGCUUUCUGUACAUGGCAGCUCGAAUGGAUGGGGUGUUUGCUGCAGUGUACCGAGCUUUACAUGAGAUCCAGAAGAGAGUCCCAGAUUUUCAGCCCCACACCCUGUUGGAUUUUGGCUCAGGGACUGGCACUGUCAGCUGGGCGGCUCAUAGCAUUUGGGGUGAGAUGAUCAAUGAAUACAUGAACAUCGACAGUUCAGCUGCCAUGUUGGACUUGGCUGAGAAGCUAAUGAAAGGUUUGUCCAAGAACCAAAACCCCUGCUUUCCUGGGGUCUAUUUCCGGCAGUUCCUCCCUGUUUCGCCAAAGGUGAAAUUUGAUCUUGUGGUAUCUGCUUACUCUCUUAAUGAACUUCCCGGUUAUUCUGAGAGAGUGGAGACAGUGCGGACUCUUUGGAGGAAGACAGAUGGCUUUCUCGUUCUGGUUGAAAACGGUACCAAGGAAGGUCAUCAAAUCCUCAUGGAGGCCCGAGAUGUUAUACUCAAAGGCACAGACAAAGUAGUUCAUGAUCCCCGAGAACCACAUGUUUUUGCUCCGUGUCCGCACCAUUUGCCCUGCCCUCUUUUGUCCGGUGACCGUGUUCUGCCAUGUAACUUCACCCAGGGAUAUUACGCAUUGCCUUUCAGUUGGAACCCAGCACACAAGGAGGAGAGGUUUUCUUUCCUAAUCCUGCGCCGUGGAGCAGGGGAAAUGGAGGAGCCCUGGCCUCGGAUCACCCAACCCGUCCUUUGCCGGCCUCGCCACAUCCACGUCCGCCUGUGCUGUCCUGAUGGCAGUCUACAACAUGCAGUUAUUACUGCUCAGAAACAUGGCAGGGAUCUUUACCGUUGUGCCCGGAAUAGUCAGUGUGGAGACCGCCUCCCUGUUUUGAACCCAGAUGCUGAACAAGUACUAGAAGAAGAGAGAAUCUCUGAGAACAAGGAUCAAAGUUGAUAGCAGUCUUCCAGUGUGUUCAAAAGCCUAUGAAGACCUACUGUGUGAAGUGGCACAAAAAUACUGGCUAAUGUUCAACUAAUGAGCAAUGGACUAUGUUUCCAGGCCAAGUUAAAUCAGUGUGUGGCAUUUAAAGCCAUAGAGAAAAUGUUGUUAAACCUCACAGAGUAAAUAUUUGUACGAAUUGUUGCCGAUUUUUAGCCACUCUGAAUCCCUCUACGAGGGAAAGUGUGCAAUAUAUAAAACAAAGUAAAUAAAAUAAAAUAUAUCUAUACACAUAAUAAAAGUGAAAAUCUGUA